This is a messenger RNA of Chelmon rostratus (copperband butterflyfish), 4929 nucleotides long. RefSeq names its product B-cell translocation gene 1, anti-proliferative (gene btg1). The record is from RefSeq and is a predicted model, not a curated record. Lineage: Eukaryota; Metazoa; Chordata; Actinopteri; Chaetodontiformes; Chaetodontidae. The transcript has 2 exons. Gene Ontology annotation, biological process: negative regulation of mitotic cell cycle; negative regulation of cell population proliferation. Bases 283 to 831 code for a protein of 182 amino acids. Gene Ontology annotation, cellular component: nucleus; cytoplasm.
GGAAAGUAAGAAGGGAGGGUUGGACAACGUGGCACCAAGGGACCCCCCCUCCAACCCCCUGUAUUUACCAAUAACAGGCGUCUGUUUCCCAGCACUGAACCGUCCUGGCGCACGGACUCCCUCUGAAGAGACAAAACAUCCUUCCCUCUACCUCGACUAAUAAAUGCCAAGAGACACAACACAGCAGAAAAGGAUCGCUGCUCAGAAGUGGAGACGAACAGUCGGACAAACACGUCGAGAAAAACAACAAACGCGCGCGGACCGUCGCCGUUGCCUUUCUCAAUGCAUACCCUUUGUGCCCGGGGAACCAUGAAACCAGAGAUCAACGCCGCCGUCGGAUUUCUGUCGAGAUUUCUGAGGGUAAAAGGACACGUAAACGAUCGACAGGUCCAAACAUUCAGCCAAAGCUUACAGGACAUUUUGGCAGAGCAAUAUAAGCACCACUGGUUCCCAGACAGGCCCUGCAAGGGUUCAGGUUACCGCUGCAUCCGUAUCAACCACAAGAUGGACCCACUGGUGGGGCAGGCGGGCCAGCGCAUCGGCCUGACCAUCCAGCAACUCUACCUGCUGCUGCCCAGUGAGCUCACGCUGUGGGUGGACCCUUUCGAGGUGUCUUACCGCAUCGGCGAGGACGGCUCCAUCUGCGUCCUGUACGAGUCGCAGCCCUGCCCCCCAGGAACGCCGGCGAUAGCCGCCGCCGGCCCCCCCUCAGGAAACAGCGGGCCGAUGAGCCCCAUGGUGGACAGUCACAUCAGCUGCAAGGAGGAACUGAUGGUGCUGGGCAGAACCAGUCCCUCCAAAGCCUACAAUAUGAUGACUGUGUCCAGCUAAAGAGGCACACCGUCACCCCGGCCUACUUUUGUUCAGGGUCACGCCAUGGCUGGUCAUGUCACAUGACCAGAUCAGGGUGAGCCUUUUUAAAGCUAAGAAUAUGAAAUGAAAUAGUGAAAGAAGAAAAAAGAAAAAGGAAAAAAAAAAAGCAGAGGAUGUGGCCUAUCGUCCAGGUGAUGGAAACCUUGUAGGUUUGAUAUUUUUUACCCGUUCUCCCCAUUAUCAUCUGUUCUGUUGUGUCAUUGGAUCAGCUGGGCACUCCGUUUUUCUAGGAGAGGCUUUGUGGAAAUGGAACUGUUGGGGCAGCUAACCAACCAACCAACCAACCAACCAACCAGGAACCCCCAUGGAGACUGGCUCCGCCUACCCCCCUCGACUGUAAACAGCAUGGUGAUCAGCUCCAUCUCUAAAGGGGCUAUCAUUGACUUUGCACUUUUCUUACUUGUGGUUACUAUGGGUACAUGUUCAACACACCACUGCAAAACACCAAAACCUAAAUUGUAAGGAAUUUUUACAAGGAACUACCCCUCGAAUUUCAAAAUCCAGAGGUUAUUCAGUUUGCUGUUUUUCAUUAGUUUUAUUUCCUGGGUUGGGGGGAGGAAGUUGUGGUUUAGACCGAGCCUUUCGCCAUCCAAGCUCAAGGUAAAGAAACACCCAAAUGAGAGCAUCUCUAUUUUCUAUUAAAAGACCCUUUUUGGACCACAGGGAAUUAGCUUUCUUUAUCUUGUAGCUGGAAAAAAGGCUGUCAGUCCCCCCCCCCCCCCCCCCCCCCCCCCCCCCCCCCCUUCCCCUUCUACCAUCAGCACCAAGCUUCAGAAUAAACCCUCAUCUCAGCCUUCUCUCGGCCUGUAUGUAAGUGCAAGUGGAAUGUGUCAGGACACCUGUUACCUAUGGAUACCAGUGUGUCCUGUUGCACUGUCACCCUUCCAUCACCCAUGUAUGUGUAGCUUUCCGGGGGAAGGGCAGGGGAUCCGUCUCCUCCUCCCGCCCCCUCCCCUUAGUUAAUGAAUGUUGUUGAAAUUCACAAUCAAGUUCCUGUGUUGUUGAUUUUUUUUUUUGCCCCCUUUUCCUUCCACCACUUUGUCAUCUCCUGCAUCACCAAAAUUCAACGUGUAGCAAAAGGGGGGCGUUAUUUUACCCAGUUUUUGGUCUCGUGGCCCUGUUAGGAUUGACAUUGAAUGCACUUUGACGUUAGAUUGUGUGGGAUGUGUACUUUUUAGAGAAAAUCGCCUGCAUUCCAUCCAUUCGAAUGUCACCUUUUCACACCGUUUUUAUUGCCCUCCUCAUUUUUUUAGCCGUUUUGUUCAUACUGUAGCUCCCACGUUGGGAUAGACUGAUGUCUAUUAGAGCGGGAGUGUGCAACUCUGGAUUUCAAGACCAUUUUUUUACACUGUAUUUGUGAACAUUUCAGAGCUGUUGAUUUCUAGGUGGAGAGUAUUUUUGGUGGUAUGUUAGAUCCGUUCUGUCAUCCGUUCAUAUGGCACUAUUCGCUCUAGCAGGAUGAAGAGUUAAGCUGUUUCCCCCUCAGACACACACACAGAUGGCGAUUUGUGUUGCUGAUAGAGAAAACAAGUUAGUCUGAAAGGUCUGGACUAAGUGAUGACUGUGUGAGACUUUGGCCAAAGGGAGGUCUGGAGCACCGACUGUUCAGAGAUUAAUUUUAACUUGAAUUUAAAAACAACACCAGGCCUCGUCAGCCUUCUGUUUUCAUUUAUACAUUAGCUAUUCCCAAGGUCUUGUAAAAGAUCCUUAUGUGUGCAUUGCAGGUGCAUUGCCUUACGGAGACCUCAUUGUCAUGAAUUGCGACCCAUUCGUGAUUUUUUUUUUAAACUAACAUCAGGCAUAUAUGAGCCGGCCUGGUUCAAAGUGCUGCCCGGACCCUCACUGAAGGCGUCCUCUUUCCAGCCUGGCAGCGUCAGAUUCCCCGCCCCAUCACACCACCUGGUGUGUGUGUGUGUGUGGGGGAGGGUUAAGAGUGCCUCAAGUGCCACAUAUCACCCCUCAGCUCAGACCUCCUGUUCAGCCAAAAGCAAGCCAGCAUGCUGCUAGCUGACCCCCUGUGGAUGCAGGUAGACUUAAUGUGACACAUAUCAUCAUCCAUCACCGUGGGGAGCUGGGUAAGGAAGGCGGGGACGGGGGGAGCUGGUGUGAGAGAGGAGGGGGGCCAGGGCCGGACUCUUUUUGUCCAGGGCAGCUAAAAUCCCUCCAGCCCCCUCCUCUGGACUUAUUCAACAUCCCCCACCCUGACCAGAAGCCCUCGACCCUCCCUCAGCAGUGAUGGAUAAAAACAAAUCUAGGAAAAAAGAAACCAGCACACGCGCUUGGCGUGCUCAAGCUGCACUAGGGGGGCUAGUGAGAGACGAGGAAACAUGGAUCAAAGAUGAAGAAUUGAGGGUACUAGGCCAUUGUUUUCUGUUUUCAUCUCACUGGAUUGCGCUGCACUUGAUUACUGAGUUUGAGUAGCGACUUUGUUUACAUGCAUAUGAAAGGAUGUGAUGGCUGUCUGACGUACCCCCACUCCACUCCUGGUUCUGGGGCUGAGUGGCUAACAGCGAGCUGGAACAGAUGCCGGGGCGGCUUCGGGCGUCGCUCGGGCCUUAGCCGCUGGCCAAAUCUGUCACGGCAGGCUGGUUCACCGCUCAUCACCAGACCUAUGGGUGUUUAAGCUCCCCUAAGCCUGAGAGGAUCAUGGGUAAUAGAGCUACAGCCUUUGACGCACUGCAACCCCCUAACCCCUCUCCCCUGCUCUCUGCUGAUACUCCCUUCAGCAAUCUGUGAAAAGCAGUGAUUCCAUGUUGGCCAGAUGGAGAGGAGCUUGCUGGGAUGGGAGCCCAGAGCUUUGGUUUCCAUGGUGGACAGCAGUUUUCAAAUCACGCUGCUCCAUUAUAGCUUUUUGUGUGUCAUGUGACAAGAUGUUAUGAGAUUGGUCUAUAUUUCGGACGUGAGAUGAUCGUCUCGUCUCACUUUCCUCUAGAUGUAUUUUAUGGUCACACUGGUAGAUUUUCUCAUCUUCCCACUCUGCCAUCCCCAUUUUCUCCUUUUCAUCCUCUUUUUAAGAGGAUUUUUAGUCUGGUGAUCUAACCCACUUUUAACGGGCCUUGUUUUUAGAGCUACAAAAAUUCCAAAAAAUUCAACCCAAAUCCCCUUUGACACCUUCGCAACUGUACUACCACCGCCGCCCAAAAUGGUUUAAGUCCUCGGUAAUGUUGAUUAUUUAAAUGGCAUCCAUUCAGCUUGUGCGCACAUAGGUUACAGAAUUGUCGUGAGAGUGCUUUGAGUAGUCAGAGGUAAAAUAGCACAUAAAAUGCACUAAAUAUGUCAAGUUGAAGUCGUGUGACAUUUUUUUUUUUUUGAGACGCGAGGAGUCUCUCCUGGAAUGUAUUGCCAAACUCAGGCCUCGGACAUUCAAUAAAUACCCUUGUGGAAAAGUUGUGCAUGUUAAGACAUGAAGCAGGAAGGGAACAGCAGUUUUGUUGUUGUCGUCGUCAAAAUUGUCAUUGAUUAGUUGAAUUAUUGCCACUUUCACAUUUGAGGUGUUUUACAUAUUGUAGAAUGUAUUGUAACUGUACAACAAAUGGUAGAGUACAUAACAUUACACAUGGGAAGUGCCAAUAAUUGCUAUCCUGAGGUGUUUUUAGAUGUAUUCCUUUUUGUAUUUCAUCUUUUAACAUGGAUGACGCUUUUCGUAAGUGAAGCCAUUUGUGAUGGGAGUGUUGGCAAGGACCAAAGUUGUUUUGGUAAAAAAUACUAGUUUCCAUGAUCUGUAAGUGUAGACGUAUCCUUUGUUUUUUUUUGUUUUUGUUUUUUUUUCUUUCUUUUCUUUUCAGUUUUUUCUUUUUUUUUUCUAUUUACCUACAAAAACCAGAAAAUAGACAAAAAAAUCUGAGCUUACCCAAGAAGAAAAGCUGUCUAUCUUGUGAUCUCAUGUCAGUACAUCUUUAUCGUGUUCAGUUUCUUUUCCUUGGGUAUGUUGUGAUGAACUGCUGUAAAUUUGUACAGUUCAUGUAAAUUGAUUGUGCGGAAGUUGUACAGAUUUCUAUAUUUUGGAAGAAAAGUUUUUUUUCUCUGUAAUAAAAGAUUUCCUAUCUUGGCAUCAUA